GGCCGGGGGGAAGCUGGUGCGUUGCGUUGCGUAGCAUCGAUCUCGUCUCGUCAGUGAGCGGGCAAAUCGGCACGGCACGGCGCGUCGUCGUCGUCGGCAGCGCGGGAGAGAAACACAAGUGUUUUAACUGCAGGGGGAGCGCAACGGGGAGAGGGGGGGGGUGGGCUCGAGCCAGGCUGGUGGGUGCUGGCUCUCUCGCCCUCUUUUUAACUCGUCCCCCGGCCGCCCCACGCCGCUCGCGCCGGCUGCUCCCCCCCAGAGACCGAGAUCCACUGACCCGUCGCCGGCCCCAAUGUCUCGGCGCGCCGCUGCCCUCCUCGUCCUCUUCUUCGCCCUCGUCGCCUCCUCCUCCGCCGCCGCCGGGGACCAGGGCGCGGACGAUGGCGCCGCUGCUGCCGCCGCAGGCCUCAACGCCACCGGCCGCCUCGACCGCCGCACCAAGAUGUUUCUCCGCACGACGGGCCGCACUGUCAGCACCGGAGGCGCCGCGUGGGCCAAGGAGGAAGGGGACGCGGAGCUAGGCCUCUUCGACGCCUUCUUCGCCAGCCUCUCCAUGAUCCUCGUCAGCGAGAUUGGUGAUGAAACGUUCAUCAUCGCGGCGCUCAUGGCGAUGCGGCACCCCAAGUCGAUUGUGCUCUCCGGCGCGCUGUCCGCACUGGUCGUUAUGACAGUGCUAUCGACUGGGCUCGGCAGGAUUGUUCCGAAUUUGAUAUCAAGGAAGCACACUAACAGCGCGGCAACUGUCCUUUACGCAUUCUUUGGGCUGCGGCUGCUUUACAUUGCUUGGAGGUCAGAUUCCAAGGCAUCACAGAAAAAGGAAAUAGAAGAAGUAGAGGAAAAACUGGAAGCAGGUCAAGGGAAAUCGACAUUUAGACGCAUCUUCUCAAGGUUCUGCACUCCUAUUUUCUUGGAGUCUUUUGUCUUGACCUUCCUGGCUGAGUGGGGGGACCGGAGUCAGAUAGCCACAAUUGCGUUGGCUACGCACAAAAAUGCAGUAGGUGUCGCUGUGGGAGCAACCUUGGGGCACACCAUCUGCACGUCAUUCGCUGUUAUAGGAGGCAGCAUGCUGGCGUCGAGGAUAUCUCAGGGCACGGUAGCCACCAUUGGAGGCCUCCUCUUCCUUGGCUUCUCGGUAUCAUCAUACUUCUACCCACCAAUGUAAUCGUACCACCCCUGUCGUCAUCUGCCAUGAUUCCUGCAACCAGCGUUUUUUCGUUUGUUUGCGGGUAAGGCACUCCCUAACCUGUGUCUCGCCGUCUCAUUUACCAGCAUAUGAUGCUUGGUGUACGAUUUUUGUCGGCCCACUGUACACUGAUAUACGGGGAUACGAUCAAUGCUAAUAUAUACAACUUGUCGUACAACUCCAAGGAA
Molecule: messenger RNA, 1371 nt
Organism: Brachypodium distachyon (stiff brome)
Lineage: Eukaryota; Viridiplantae; Streptophyta; Magnoliopsida; Poales; Poaceae
Product: GDT1-like protein 4
Exons: 9
Coding region: 293-1162 (289 amino acids)
Biological process (GO): Golgi calcium ion transport; calcium ion transmembrane transport; manganese ion transmembrane transport
Cellular component (GO): Golgi apparatus
Molecular function (GO): manganese ion transmembrane transporter activity; calcium ion transmembrane transporter activity
Source: RefSeq, a predicted model, not a curated record